This is a messenger RNA of Epithele typhae, 753 nucleotides long. RefSeq names its product DNA glycosylase. NCBI's taxonomy places the organism in Eukaryota, Fungi, Basidiomycota, Agaricomycetes, Polyporales, Epitheliaceae. Gene Ontology annotation, biological process: base-excision repair, AP site formation. The transcript is spliced from 9 exons. Gene Ontology annotation, molecular function: mismatch base pair DNA N-glycosylase activity. The record is from RefSeq and is a predicted model, not a curated record. The annotation marks the transcript as partial.
GUAGCUCCUCCAGAGAAGUAUGCGCACCUUAACGGGGUUCCGGAUCAUCUGGGGGAGAUUCCGGACAGGCUCGAUGUCAUGUUUUGUGGUAUAAAUCCAGGGCAAAUGUCAGCCACGACCGGACACCACUACGCUCACCGGUCAAAUCACUUCUGGCGAUGUCUCCACGGCUCUGGAUUCACAAAUAGACUGCUCAAACCUGAAGAAGACGGUAUCCUGCCUGCCGAGUUCGGGUUGGGUCUGACAAACAUAGUGGACCGUCCUACUGCCCAAGCCGCCGAGUUACACGCGUCUGAAUACGCGGCGGGAGUUCCCAGCCUCUUCGCCAAGAUCUAUCGGCACAGACCAAGGGUCGUCUGCUUUGUUGGCAAGGGCAUAUGGGAUUCCUUCAUUCGAGCCGUCGUGCCGCCACCGUCGACACCGCCUGCAAAGGACAAGACUCCUGACGUUGGUAUCGUCUCUGCAACGGAUGGAGAAUGGACGGAGACAAAAUCCGAACCCGGCUCGCCAUUCGACUACGACCUCCAGCCGUACAAGGUAGUGCACGUCGCAGGUACGGGGUCCCUGUCACCCCUUCUACUGCACGACACCACCGUCCGCGAGACUCUGUUCUUCGUUAUCGUGAGCACCUCGGGACUCGUCGCGAGCCAUCAGCUCCCGGAAAAGACCAGGCAGUUCACGCUGCUGAAGCAGCGCGUGGACGCGCUCAAGGCCGGCACUUUCGACACGUCGUCCAUGGCGGUCGUCACCGUC